CCUGCGUAGGCUCAGGAGACAAUCCCAGUAAUGCUUGUAGAUAAAGCUGGAGAAAGUAACAACAUGGUAUAAUGACAAGUGUGCCGAAGACUGCUUCUAAACUGAUAUUAUUUAUAAGGUCUUCUUGAAGAAAAGAUCAGCACAAAGAUUACGUUCUAUACAAAGGCAAAGUUUGUAACAGUCCUGACGUAAGUUUUUAAUUUGCACCAUAGUCGACAAAAUACAUCUUUAGUAAAGAAAAACAGAGCAAUCGUGCAUCCAAGACUUGCCGCACCAGGAAUUCUGUGAACUAAAGUGAAGAAAAAAGGCAUGGGGAAACCCAUGACGUUAAACAAUUCAAGACUUCAUAAUGCUUUUGGAGUAUGGGCUAAGUGCAGCCAGGCCCUCAUGGAACUAUCAGUGCCUGUAACUUUUACCUCCUACUUUUAAAGGGGUGGGUAGAGCAAAUAGAGGGUCAGUUUUAAAGCCCUCGCUUCCCUCCUGCCAAACCUGGUAUUUCCUCCCCCUCUUGGAAGAAAGUAAAACCUCCCACAUUUUUUUCUAUUGAAAACAAGAGGCUCUUAAGUGUGGUGCACAUAGCAUUUCAGAUGGAUUUUCAUCUUUAACUCCGGAUGUGCUAGCAAAGCUUUUCACUGCACAGUUCUGAGGUAUACAUCUCUUUGUAAAUAUAUGGCUGAAAUAAAACUUUAUAGGAAACAUAUUUGAAGCCAAAUGUAAAUUCCAGGAAGGGUGUGUCUUAACCUUUGGAAUAUGCAGGAAGGCUCUCUCUUUUUUGAAAAAAAAAAAAACAAACACUUCAGUCUUAGCUCCUGGUUUUGAUACCUCUUUGGUGUGGCAGGGACUGUAGGAUCCAAUGUUACACUCCUUUUUGACUGGUUCUCUUGAGCCAUACUACAUGUACACAUUUCAAAAAAAGAUAUAGUCUUGUCUCAUUUGAAUGAACUUGUGUACAUCGUGUUUAGCUCCUGAAAUGACUUGCUGUGCUCCAGGGCACUCACACAUUUACGAAAUGUGGCCUGACUACUGGCUCAACCUUUGAGAAGGCAUGCCAGUUCUGAAUAGUUACUGCUCGGUAUGUCUGCAGCUGUCACAAUGGCAUGAAACACCAUGUUUUAUCUACUCGCCAUGUGUCCAGUGUACCAUGCAGGCUUUGGGAUUCAGUUUAAGCAUCCAAUUCUGGCAUUGGGAUAGCAUGUUGCAAAGCUAACUUAUUGUGUAAAUAGCUUAACUUGGCAAUGAGGAAAAAUAAAUCGGUUGUAUACUGGAAAGUCUUGAAAAAAUGUAUUUUAAUAUCCUUGAUCAAGUGCCACACCUAAAGACAUUUUUUAAUUCAUGUGGCUUAAUUUGUCCUUUUUUUUUCAAGAGAUGCAUAUUUCAGCAGAUGGUGAAUUUCUGAGCCACUUUGAGCAUUCCACUGAAACAGCAAAAGAUGAAGUAUAAAAGACCUGAGUGUUACUAAUACCCAUGGCUCCUUUCCCUUGCCACUUUCACCUAUAGUUGCAGAUAUGUGAGAAGACUGGCAGUUCACUUACGUUUCCCCUCCUGUAGAACAUUUGAAGUAUAUUUUGAAUGCAUAUCUAGUUUGCCCUGGUUUUUGUCAAAAGUGUACGUGAAAGCAAGGCUUGCCUAUACACUUGGUUCCACCUGCCUGAUUUAAGCUCCUGUCAAAACAGCUAGAUGAGAAUGUAACAUCUAACUCCCUGUGAGCAUUUUUAUUUAUGCAUUCUAAUUUCUGAACACUACUAUGAACCAUUCAUGCUUACAGAUGUCUGACAAGGAGCCAUUCUUUUAAAAUCCGGUAAACAAAUAGGUUAAAAAAUUUUUUUUUUAGUUGAGACAAGCUCAAUUUUGUAAGAUUUCAAAAUCCCUUUUGAAUCCAUGCCUUAGAUUGCAAAAGCAACCAUUGCAUGGGCAUCUCCAUUUCUUGGGGAAAUUGAAGCAGCUCUUUAGCAAGCACGUGGAUUAUUUUCUGAAAUGGUUAGAAAUUGGUUAUUCUCAGUCUGAAGCUAUGAAUGUACCUCAUUAUUUUCAUUGUGGCAAAUGUUACAUAUAAGAUGUCAAAAACAAAAUGUUACAGGGCUCUGUCUGCAAUUCUUUUUUUUAAAAUUCAAGUCCAUUGGGGCAUAGUCAAGAAACCUUAGGCACUUGUUUUAAUUUAAAAGAAAUACUUUUGUCAGUCCUUCCCAUAUUUGAAGUUUUAACUAAAUAGGUUUGCUUAUGUCAGUCUCUCAUGUUUGGAUACAGUUAAUCCAUGUUGUGAGCACAGAGAGCUGCUUACACUUUGGAGCAACAGCAAUGCAUACAAUCAUUUUAUAAGGAAAGCAUCUUUAAAUAAUACUGUGUCCUCGAGAAUCUACUUGCUUGAGCAGAACCAAGAGGGAAAAUGUUCCCAGUCACUCUUGUGAAUGAUCCUAUGGGAAAGCAUUUUGUGACUGCACCCUUAGGUUGAUCACACACAUGUGACAUUCUCAUGUCUAUACGGUUCAUUUCACAGUGGGGGGGGGGUGUAUAAAAAAUAAUGGUGGUAGCAGUAUUGGUCCUCUAGAAAGACAAUUUUCUUUUUUUAAAAGUCUUGUUUGGUAAUAUUCUUACCGCUUGUUGAUGAGACUCAUAAAUUUUCAAAUAACCAUGGGUUGUUAGCGGAUUUUUUUUCACUUGUGACCUAAAAUGAUAGUGCUUUAAGUGAUCAAAAUACAAAGAUUGGAAGCAGUCCUUCUCCCUGCUCUAUUUGGUUAGAAAAACAUUCAGAGACUUUAUACACAUAAAAAUUGUUGAAAAGAACUUGGUCGUUCUUCAUUUUGUCAAUUCCCUGCAAUGAAAUGGAAAGUUCUGGAUAAUUUGACCUGCCUGUUAACUUAAGUGUGCUUUGUGCUCAAAGUAUUUGCAGUGUUUGCAUUGGGUGCAAUAGAAUAGAGAAUAGUAGCUUUGAAAAAAAUCUGGGACCAGCUUUCAGCUUCUGGGGGCUUCUUCAGGUUGCCCACUGCCUUCCACCAAAAAGAUCAGAUAGGAAAUAAUUUGUUUUAUGUUUGUAAAAAUAAUAUUUGGGUGAGGCUCUGGAAGGGGCCUACAAAUUGUAAAAAUGGCAUUGGGGAUGGCUCUGUUUGGCUGAUAGAUCUUGGUUUAUGCAAAGUAAUUUUUUACAAUUUGGUAUUACAGUAGUCAUCAGAAUAACACAUUAACUUUAAGGCUAUGCAAAUUUACUUGGAAGAAGUAAAUUAUACUGAAUGCGGUGGAUUCUUCUUCUUCCAAAGACAUUUGCAUAGGAAUGGGCUGCAUGUGUUGAAAAAUUCUUUGAAAAAAAUUGUCUUUAAUAAAAUAUUUUUGCCCAUUGAAAUAUAAUUCUUUAUUGUUGCUUUAAGGAUCACACAAGAAUUUUGUCCUGGAAUAAAAAAGAAAAUACUGUAAAUACACUUGUCAUACCUUGAAUAAAUGGGUACUUUUUCUAUUAACCAGUGACUACGUCAUUUUUUAUAGUUUCUAUUGAAAAUAUUCUACAUCAAUUUUGCAUACUUCAAUAAGAGCAGUUCUGUUUCUCCUCCCAUCCCUUCUUCCCUCCCACUUUUUUGUAUGUGAAAGUCCUUUAUCCCACUUCAUUAAGAAAUUAAUAAGCUGGCCUACUUUUAUUCAUAAUCCUACAUAUAUUAAGAAACAUAGAAAAAGUUUAUUAAACUGCAAAAACUGUUUUACAGGACAUCCUGCUUUACAUUUUGCUAUAGUUUUUCAGUGAAUAUCUCAUAGAGUCUCAACCAAUUCAACAUUGUUUGUAGCAGCCACAAAAACUAAGUUUCUGGUGUAUAACAGCUACUUUCAAAGUACCACACAGUUAAACAGGAAAUAAAACUUUCAAACCAGAAACAGAAAAUGUGCUAUUAAUUCAAUGUAUGAAUUUUAUUUUGGAAUGACUGAUAUGCAUGCGAAUGAGCCAGUGAGAGUAAUAAUUAUAAUAAUAUAUUUUAUUUAUCCUCCUCUCCUAACGGCUUGAGGCAGGGUACAACAUAGUCAAAAUAUAUGAACAUAAAAUACAUACAAUAAAAUACAUAGAUAAAAAUACACCAUUAUAUAAAAAAAACAUACACCAAACACAAGAUACAAAAAUCAAUGUGUAGCUGCAGUAGAAUGCAAAUUCAAAACUCAGUUGAAGAUGAGUCUUCAACUAGGUCACACAUUCUGACAGCUCAUUUAGCUGUUGGAUCUCUUGCGGCAGCUCAUUCCACAGUCUUCUUGGGGCAACCGAUUAAAAGGUCUUCUGUGAGGUCCAUACCUCACAACCUCUGAGGAUGCCUGCCACAGAUGUGGGCGAAAUGUCAGGAGAGAAAACUCCUGAAAGACUCACAGCAACUCUUCUGUGAUGUUUGACAGUUGAGUUCUGGCUGGUCGAAUUAAGCGUCCCUCAGAGUUAAAAGUUGUAAGGGGGCAGAUUGUAGGGGAGAAGGUGAGCCUGUAGUAACCUGGACCCAAAUCUUGUAGGGCUUUUAAGGUCAAAAUCAGCACUUUGUACUUUGCUCAGAUCAUUAGAAACUGGAGUGACUUUAAUAUAAUAUAGAAUGUAACAUGUUCAUUCCUAGAUGUUCCUGUAACCCAUCUGGUUGCCAUGUUUUGAACUAAAUUGUAGUUUCUGAACUUUGUACAGAGAUAACGCAAUAUACAUCACAUUAUAGAAGUGUGACCUGCCAUCUUCAAGUCCUCGGAUUUAUCUUUUGAGGUUAGGGAUUAGUUAGACUUGGGCCCCUUUCAGCCUACAUGAUCAUACAGCAUUAUCACUCUGCUUUAACUGCCUUAGGGCUUUUGCAGUGGGAUGAUAUUUAGAAUUCUCACCCAAAGCAUUUGAUUGAAUCCCAAAACAACUGGAAGGAUAUGGAAGUUAUACACCUGUUGUUAUAACUUUUAUGGAUUUGAUGUAUACUUUCUAGGAAUCUCUAGAUCAGGCAUGAGCAAACUUGGACCCUCCAAGUGUUCUGGACUUCAACUCCUGCAAUUCCUAAUUCUUACCAGCUGUUAGGAAUUGUGGGAGUUAAAGUCCAAACACUUGGAGGGCCCAAGUUUGCCCAUGCCUGAUCUCGAUCAUAAGUUGAUCUUAAGAGUUGUGCUUGAGGACCUUGAGAUUCCAGGAAAAAAUACAUUAGUCAUUUUUUAAAUUAAAAACUUUUUAAAAUUUGCUUUUUCCCACAUUUGUGGGGGUUCUUUGCUCCUAGCCUCCAUAAAAGUGGAGGGUCUUGCUGUACAUAUAAAUUAGUGUUUGACACAUAGGCUCCUCCUUUUAAACAGGCUGGAUGGUUAUCUGUUGGGGAUGCUUUGAAUGCAAUUUUCCUGCUUCUUGAUAGGGGGUUGAACUGGAUGGGCCACGAGGUCUCUCCCAACUCUAUGAUUCUAUUAUAGUGAUGGAAUCUUUUUUCCCCCUAUUUCUAUUGAUAGGAGACCAUUUUCCACAACAUGUAUUUUAUAAUAUAUGGUUUUAAAUCUAUUUAUUGUAUUUUGUUAAAUUAUCUAAUUGUUUUAAUUGCUUAUGUUUUAUCUUUCUGUACUGUAUAUUGGCAUUGAAUUUUGCCAGAUUGUGAGCCGCCCUGAGCCCCUUUGGGUGAGAAGGGUGGGAUAGAAAUGAUGGAAAUAAACAAACAUUUUAAGAUGGCUAGCUUAGGCCAAACUGGUCAGUUUCUUCAAGACUUGCUUGUGGAUUUCAUCUUGGGAAACCACAUACCAGACAAAAUUCUUCUGUUUGCUUGUAUUCCUCAGGGUAUUGCUUUGGCCAAAAGAAACAAUUGCAGCUGAAAUCUACUAAACUGCAUGUCUGUUUGCAAUCAGACCUUAACGUUGCCUGAGGGCAACAAGACUUUUGAACUUUGCAGUCAAUUUUCACUCUGUCCUGAAAUGUAGUCUCACAAGAAGUGAGACCUCUUGAGAUCUAAAUUCCUUUGAAACCUCUGUAGCUAGCUGGUUUGUGCAUGCUUUAAAGCCUGCCACUCCAGCUGGCAAAUAGAUCCAGGCAUCAUCAUUCACUCUUGGUUUAUUAUUUGAGCAUUUCCAUGGCAACUCUCACUCUGCGCUAGACUGACUUGCAGGUUGCUUUGUGUGCGGUGAAAGGUUGAUGUUGCACUUUGCAAAACAAGACAAGUAAAACACAGGUUUUUGCUCAAUGACUUUGAUGAGUACAACAUUGCAAACGGGCACCGAGCAGAGGAACCAAAAUGACAUUUUGUCAUCAGCAUAAAUCCAGGAACAAUUCAGAAAUGGGGUACACACACAUCUGUGUGUGUGCGUAUGUGUGCGUGCGUGUGUAUUGGAUAUUUUGCAUGAUAUAAUGUGUGAUAUACAUAGAACACUGGCACAAAAUCACAAAAAGCCUAACAGGUAUUAAAACCAGUAGAAACACUGAGAAAUAAGAGGUACUGUGUUACUAUAUUUAAAGGAACUCCAGAGAUCGCAGAGGUCCAAAAACAUGUUUUUAAUUAAAUGACUGAGCAUGCUUGGAAAUCAAAGUAUUUUGGGUAUUGGGUGAUAGGAAGUCACAUGUUGUUCAAUCCUGUGUGGGAAAGUUGAAACUUGAACUAGGUACAUCCGGACAGACCCAAGAAAAGGAGAGCAACAGACAUUGUCUUCAAACUAUUGAAAGCCUAUAACGCAGCAAAUAGACGUUCUUUAAUGCACCAUUGCUGUUGUUGCCUUUAAGUAGUUUUGGAUUUAGGAUGACCCUAAAGCAGGCAUGGGCAAACUUUGGCCCUCCAAGUCCAAAACACCUGGAGGGCCGAAGUUUGUCAAUGUCUGCCCUAAAGUGAACUUAACAUGGUUUUUUUUGGCAAGGUUUAUUCCAUUGCUUCCUUCGGAGGCUGAGCGAGGGUGACUGUCCCAAGGUCAUACAAUGGGCUUCCAUGACUCUGGUCUCCCAGAGUUGAAGUCCAACACUCAAACCACUACACUACAUUGCCUCUCUUGAAGGCAUUUAUUGUUGUUGUGUAUCUUCAAGUCAUUCCCAAUUUACAACUCCCCCAAGGGAAACCUAUCAUGGGUUUUUCUGGUGCUGACAGCGUGUAACUUGCUUCAGGAAAGUUACCCAAUGGGUUUCUAUGGCAGAGCAGAGAACAAACACUGGCCUCUAGAGUCAUCAUCCAAUGCUGAAGCCACCUUAUCACUGGCUCUCAUUUGAAUGCAUAUACUGUGUGUACUUAAUUUCUCCAAAAUGAGGCAGAAAUGAUGAAUACAUGGAAAUAGCAGGGAAGGAUAUGCUUAGCGAAAGAAACAGUCAAGAGUAUUUCUAAAGGGAAAUAUUUGGAGAUAUUUAUCUGAAGAUAUUUAAACAGAGGAAGAUGUCUAAUCCUGAAUCAGACUCUUGGUUGAGAAUUGACAAGUUUAACUAUCUAUAACCCUCCAGGGUUUCAGGUGAGGCCAUUUCCCAGAUUUACCUGGGAAUUCCUGUCUUUACAGCAGACAUCCAUUCAUUAGGAGCACUCAGUGGCUCAGUGGGUUAAACCCUUGUGCCAGCAGGACUGCUGACUUGAAGGUUGGGUUGCUAACCUGAAACUUGCCGGUUCGAAUCCAACCUGGGGAGAGUGCAGAUGAGCUCCCUCUGUCAGCUCCAGCUCUCCAUGGGAGGACAUGAGAGAAGCCUCCCACAAGAAUGGUAUAAACAUCAAACACCCGGGCAUCCCUUGACUUCCGGUGCGCAGGCAUGGCGGCGAGAUAGGCACUUUAGAUCUCUCCGGAGGGUGCCAGCUGAAACCGGGCGACUGGGUAGAGCAAUAGCUCCCUCCGCCUCAUGGAUUAAGGUGAGGUGGACAGCGGAAACCGGGGGUCAGCCGACGGACCCAGAAGGGGUCCACUCCUCAAGAGUGGGCUCCAAAAGGGACCCGGCAAAAGACCCAUUGGUUAAGGCGGGUCGCGGUGGAAAGCGCGCGGGGGAGAAAUCCCCAGCAGGAAUCGCCGACCGGGCGCAUUGUUUUAACGGAAAAAUGAUGAAACGACAAAUGAAACUUAAGAUUUAACCAAGGGGCAUCGUAACGGAGGUUAGCUCUCUGGAGAAUAAGAAGAGAGUAGGAAGAAGACUUGCCUUCCUGGAGGGGGGAAAAAGCUGUGGAGAAAUAAAGCACAUAGCUUAUGUGCUUACCUGCUUUCCUUCUUAGUGCUACGGCAGAAACUAACCAAUAUUAAGGAGCGGAAGGGAAAGGAAAGAAAAGACUUAAAGGCCAAGGCUAAGGCUAAGGACUAAAAAGGCAAAAAAUAAAUAACAAAUCAAAGCUAGAAAGAUGGCGGAGUACUGACCUUGGGGGGAAGAUAAGAUAAGAGCCCUCCUUCUUGUAAACAAAGCGAGGUGCAGCGGAAAGCCCCGUUGGAAGAAACCGGAAACAACGCAGAAGGGGAACCACGCGAGAGAAAGGAGAGGGAAAGGACGUGACGUGAAGAAGGGCAGAAGAAGCUCAGACAAGGGGGAGACAGAAAGGGCGGAAGCAAAAGGAAAGAACAAGAAACCCACAAAAAAGAGGCAGGAAACGCCAGCAGGAUUGUGAGGAGGAAAGAAAAAGAGAAGGGGAGUAGCGGAGAAGGUGAAUCCCCGCAAGGUAAAGUGGAAAAAAAAAUUCUGGGUAGGGAAGAAGGAGAGACUAAGGAAAGACUAAAGUUUAAAUAAAUAAUAUUCAGGAUAAUAGAAAUAGGAGUUGGGAGUUUCCCAAAAAAAACGGCAAGACAGAAAAGACAAGGUACCCCAAGGGGAAAUAGAAAGAAAGAAAGUCCAAUAAUAAAGAGAUAUAAAGAGAUAUAAAGACACAAGUAAGCGGAGGAAGGUGAGGAAAGUACAACAGGAAACUUGGGGAACUGUAUGACUAAAGUGAAACUAUCAAAAAGAGGGAAGACUCAUAGGGGCGGAUAGACAAAAUAAGCAACUGUAUAAGAAAGCAUACACGAAUGGAAAUCUUGCCUAACUAACUUUAUUGAUAUUCAAAUUAAUUAUUAUUAUUAGCACGAAAAGAUUAUCCGAAGGAAAAAAAAAAUACUCAGAGAACAAGAUGGCAACAUUUAAAUUUAAAUCAGACAGAGAAAUAAAAGACCCAAGAGGUGCAAUUAGAAGACCAUCCCUGAAUGAGGAAAUGAACCUGAAGGAUAUGAUGAAAGACAUGAUGAGAGAGAUUCAGAAAAUUCAGGAGAAGCAGGACGUAUACCAGAAAAUACAACAGGAACAAAUGUCGGAUUUUAAAAAGGAGAUUAAAGAAGAACUGGGGAUAAUGAAGAACGAGAUUACAACAUUACAACAGGAAAUAAAGGACCUGAAAAAUGAAAAGAAAGAACUAAAGAUAACUCAAGAAAAGACCCAAUAUAAACUAAAAGAACUAGAGAAAAAAAAUGAAAAAAUAAACGCAAAACAAGAAGCCAUGGAGGCGAGAGAAUUGGAACAUCAAUUAAGAAUGAGAAAUAUACCGGAAGAGCCAGGAGAAAACAUAAGAGAGAAAGUAAUAGAGAUACUAAUGAAACUUCUGGACUGCUCCGAACAGGAGAUACAAAUACAAAUGGACAGAACGUACAGGAUUAACACAAAUUUCUCAAGAAGAAACAAAACCCCGAGAGACGUGAUAGUAAACCUUACAAAGAAAAUUGCAAGAGAUGAAAUAUUGAGAAUAAAUAACAAGAAACAGAUAUUCUACAAAGAGACAAAAAUAGCGAUAUUGAAGGAAGUACCAAAUACAAUAAUAAAUAGAAGGAAAAAAUAUACCUUCCUGACAGAGGAACUGAAGCAACAGAAGGCGAGAUACAGGUGGGAAAAAGAAGAAGGACUAAUGACAACGUAUAAAGGUCAAAGGUACUGGAUCACAACAGAAGAAAGAGCCCGAGAAUUUUACAACACAAUAAGAAAGGAGAAGGAUGAAGAGGCUGAAAGGAAACAAAAAGAGAAGAAAAAACCAAAGAGACAACGCAUAGAGUCACCCGAAAAAGAUGAUUUGGACAUAAAAGAAUGCAGACUGAACCUAAGGGAAAACAUGGAAUCUACGAAUCUAGGACAAGUGGAAGAAAGACAGGGGGAAGAGGAACAAGAGGAUAGAAUGAGAGAAGAAGAGGAGGAAGAGGAAGAGACAGAAGCAGUGGGUGAUAAGGACGAAGAUAAAUAUGAGUGAACUUAAAAUAUAUUCAAACAAUAUUAAUGGACUAAAUUCGGCAACAAAAAGGAAUAAAGUAUUUAAUGAGCUAAAGAAAAAAAGAUACCAGAUUAUUGCUCUCCAAGAAACCCACAUAAACCAAAGACACGUUAAAUAUCUGGAGGAAAAAAAACUGGGACAAUGCUUUUAUGCCUCGGCAUUAGAAAAAAAAAAGGGGGGUAGUGAUGUACGUAGAAAGGAGAAUACCAGCUAAAUUAGCUUUUAAGGAUGAGGAGGGUAGAUUCAUAGGAGUAAAAAUAAUGAUUCAGGGAAUAGAUAUAUUAAUAUGUAAUAUAUAUGCACCAAAUGGAGCAAAGUCAGCAUUCACAGAAAAACUAAAAGGCAGUAUUAAUGAUCAAGAAUAUGAACAUCUAGUGUUAAUAGGAGACUUCAACGGUGUAGUAGAGGGAGAAAUAGAUAGGAGUAAAGUAGCGAAGAAAGGGAAAAGUAAAAAUAAUAUAGGAAAUUUACCAAAAACAAUGAUGAACAUGAUGAAGGAAUUAAAUAUUCAAGAUAGCUGGAGAAUAAAAAAUGAAGGAGUAAGGGAUUUUACUUUUUUCUCGACCAGACACCAAAGCUGGUCGAGAAUCGAUAUGGCGUGGGUGUCAAAAUCCCUAAUGCCAAAAAUAAGAAAAACAGUGAUUUUGCCAAGGUUAGAUUCAGACCAUUGCCCAUUAGAAUUAGAGAUAUUCUACAAUAAAAAAGAAUGGAAGUGGAGGUUAGAUGAAAAUCUAUUGAAGAAAGAGGAAGAUAUUGAAAGAAUAAGGAAAGCAAUACAAGAAUAUUUUGAGAUAAAUGACACAACAGAGAUAGACCUAUUUACACUGUGGGAAGCAAGCAAGGUAGUAGUAAGAGGGAGAUUUAUUCAACAAAAAGCAAUUAAAAAGAAGGAAAGAUUUUAAAAAAUGAACAAGAUAAUCGAAGAAAUAAGAAAGGAAGAAAUUAGCUUAAAAUCAAACCCAAGAAACAAGGAUACCCAGAGGAACAUAGAAAUCUUACAAAAACAAAGGGAAUAUUUGAUAAUGGAGGAAAGGGCUAAUAAACUGAAAUUUAUAAAGCAAGAUUUCUUUCAAAACGCAAAUAAACCGGGAAGAUGGAUGUCUAAUAGAAUUAAGGAAAGAAAGGAAAGUAAAUAUGUAACAAAAAUAAAAGAAGGGGACAAAAUAUAUACAAAAGAGGAAGACAUAAAAACCCAAUUCCAAAAGUUUUACGAAACACUCUACCAAAAAGAACAAAUAGACGAGGAGAAAAUAAUGAAAUACAUAGAAGAGAGAAAAGUGACAAAAAUCUCAGAAAAACAAAGAGAGGAACUAAAUAGUGAAAUUACAGAGCAGGAGAUAAAGAAGGCCAUACAAAAUCUGAAACUUAAUAAGGCCCCAGGCCCAGAUGGGCUAACAGCAGUAUAUUAUAAAACCUUCGGCCAAGAGUUAAUACCAUACUUGAAAAAAAUUAUGAAUAGGAUUAGAGAAAUUGCAAAAAUGCCGGAAACAUGGAAACAAGCAAACAUAUGUACAAUACAUAAAGAAAAUUCGGAUCCAGAAAAAAUUAAAAAUUACAGGCCAAUUUCACUAUUAAAUUUGGAUUACAAAAUUUUUAGCAAUAUAAUAGCGGAAAGAUUUAAAAACUUUUUAAAAAACUGGAUAAAAGAAGAACAAACGGGGUUUUUACCCAAUAGACACCAAAGAGAAAAUGUAAGAACCAUUAUUGACUUGAUUGAAUAUUAUGAAAUAAAAAAUCAAAAAAAAGUUCUUUUACUGGCCCUUGACGCUGAGAAAGCUUUCGACAACGUAAAUUGGUCCUUCUUCAAAUUAUUAAUAAGGGAAAUUGAUAUAGGUUAUUAUUUCCAAAAUACAAUUGAUGCAAUAUACACCUCACAAAAGGCAAAAAUUCUAAUUAACGAUCGAGAAACGAAAGAUAUAAAUAUAGAGAAAGGAACUAGGCAAGGCUGCCCCUUAUCACCAUUAAUAUUCAUUUUGACAUUGGAGAUACUAUUAAACAGAAUAAGGGAGGAAGAAGAACUGAAAGGAGCAAAAAUACAGAAUUAUGAAUACAAAAUCAGAGCCUUCGCGGAUGAUAUUAUAUGUGUAAUAGAAGACCCUGACACAAAAUUAGGAAAAUGGCUAGAGAUAAUAAGAGAAUUCGGAGCAGUAGCAGGAUUUAAAAUAAAUUUGGAAAAAACGAAAGCAAUUACCAAAAAUAUAACAAAGAAGGAACAAGAAACUUUAAUGGAAAAAUGGAAUAUCCAAAUUGCCUCCAAAAUAAAAUAUUUAGGAAUAAUUAUAACCCAGAAAAAUUCUCAGCUACAUGAAAAUAACUACCUAACAAAGUGGAAAGAGAUGAAGAAGGAAAUGGAGAAUUGGGGGAAGUUAAAACUGUCACUGUUAGGUAGAAUAGCAUGUGUAAAAAUGAGUAUUUUACCAAAAAUGAUAUUCCUAUUUCAGAAUCUGCCGAUAAUUAGAAAUCAAAAGACCCUUAAAGAGUGGAACAGGGAUAUAAUGAAAUUUAUAUGGCAAAAAAAGAAACCGAGAAUAAAGCUGAAAUAUAUGAUCCAGGAAAAGAACAGGGGUGGACUAGCGACACCAGACUUAAAACUUUAUUUCGAAGCAUCGGCUUUAAUGUGGGUACGGGAUUGGACAAAACUAAAAAAUAAUAAAUUGCUAAAUCUGGAAGGAAUAAAUUUAAGAUUGGGAUGGCAUGCAUACCUAUGGUAUGGGAAAUCCAAAAUUGAGAAAGAAUUUAACAAUCACUUUAUACGUUCAGCAAUUCUUAAAAUUUGGGAAAAAUACAAAAAGAAAUUAUAUGACAAAACGCCCCUAUGGGUGUCUCCCCUAGAAGCAUCGCAGAGAAGACUACUGGGAUGGCAUAACUGGCCAAAUUAUAAAGAAUUAUUAGUAAAACAGAAUGGAGAAUGGGAAAUGAGACCCCAACAGGAAUUGAGAGAAAUAAACAAAAAGAUUUCCUGGUAUCAGGUAUGGCAGGUAAAAGAACAUUUUAAGACAGACAAACAAGUAGGAUUCGAGGAGCAAAAUACAUUUUGGGAAAAAAUAACUCAAACAGACAGAAAAAUAAUAACAAAAAUCUAUAAAAAAUUAGUAGAAUGGGAAACAGAAAAAGAGGAGGAAAAAUCACAUAUGACCAGAUGGAAUGAAAAUAUAGGCAGGAAGAUUAGGAAAGAAGAAUGGGAAGGAAUCUGGAGGGAGAAAUUGAAAUAUAGCUAUGCAACAGAUCUAAAGGAGAAUUGGAUUAAGAUGGCCUAUAGAUGGCACAUGACACCACAAAAAUUAGGAAAAUGUUAUAAAAACUUAAAAAAAAAUUGUUGGAAGUGUGAGAAGAUUGAGGGUACAUACUACCAUAUGUGGUGGGGAUGUGAAAAAGCCAAGAUAUAUUGGAAGAAAAUUAGGGGAGACAUAGAAAAGAUAUUAGAGAUAAAACUGCCAAUGAAACCGGAAAUAUGGUUACUAGGAAUAACGGAACAAAAACUAGAAAAAAAUAAAGAUAAAUUAUUAUUUCUGCUAACGACGGCAGCAAGGAUAUGCUAUGCGAGGAUUUGGAAGAAUUCUGAAAUCCCUAAAGAGGAAGAAUGGUUGAAAAAAAUACAAGAUAUAAAAAAUAUGGAUAGGCUUACUUUCCUUCUAUCAAAAAGUAAGGGAAAUCCGAUAAAAGAAACAAAUUGGGACAAUGUAACAAAAUACCUAGAAGGAAAGAUAAAACAAUCAAAAUAAAUAUAAAAACAAAUAAAACAGCAAGAUCAUAGAAUAAGAAUGGAAAGAUAAGUGACAGAUAUAAAAGAAAAUAAAUAAAUAAAUAAAUAGAUAAAUAAAUAAACAAAAACAAAGAUAAUAUAAGAAGCAAAGGAAGUCAGGAUAAAAUGAAAACUAAGAAGGGAAAUAUUAAAAACAGAAGAUGAAAAAGGAAACCCCUCAUCAUGAAUGGAAGAAAGAAGGGAAGGAAGGACCCCAGAGAAACGAAAUGAAACAAGGAAAAGAUUGAAGAAUGAAAAGGAAGGGAAUCUCCGGGAAGAUGCCCAGAAGUCCAAUUUAUUUUAUAUAUAUUCUCUAUUCUCUCUUUUCUUUCUUUUUUUUUUCUUUUUUUUUCUUUUUCUUUUCUCAUUUUUUCUUCUUUUCCUCUUUUUCCUUUUCUAUUUCACUACUAAUCAUGUUUAUUAUCUUAUAUCUAUAUUUUAAUAUGUAAAUGGAAAAUUCAAUAAAGAUUACUUUUUUAAAAAAAAACACCCGGGCAUCCCCUGGGCAUCUCCUUGCAGACGGCCAAUUCUCUCAUACCAGAAGCAACUUGCAGUUUCUCAAGUCGCUCCUGACACGAAAAAAAAAAUUAAUUGCAGAGAAUAGGGCUUGCUCGAGAAUUUUUUUUUACAUGACCCUGUAUAUAUGUGUAUGUAAAAUGUGUAUGUUUGGUAUGUAUUUAAUUUUACCAUUUAUUAAAUAUGAAAGCAAAUGUGAUUAUCAGAUGGAUGUGCUUGUUUAUUUUUGCAUAAAGAAUUAAAUCUUGGCUGAGUAUUUGAUACUGCUGCACUCAGAGCAUCUUCAACAUUUUUCAUGCCAUGCUGGCAUGCUUGUUUUGCAGCCUCAAGUAGCAGAGUAUAUAUACAGUAGAGUCUCACUUACCCAACAUAAACGGGCCGUCAGAACAUUGGAUAAGCGAAAAUGUUGGAUAAUAAGGAAAGAUUAAGGAAAAAUCUAUUAAACAUCAAAUUACGUUAUGAUUUUACAAAUUAAGCACCAAAACAUCUUGUUUUACAACAAAUCGACAGAAAAUGCAGUUCAGUACACGGUAAUGUUACUGUAUUUAUGAAUUUAGCACCAAAACAUUGCAAUGUAUUUAAAACAUUGACUACAAAAACAUUGACUACUAACAAACUAACUAAAAAUAAAGAUAGAAUUGCAUAAACUGAACUUUCAGUAACAACAUUGUCAGAAAUUAAAUCCAUAAAAAGUUCAGUUCUUGCUGCCGAGAGAAACAGCUGUGGAUCUGGAUGAGAGGCAGACUGUGUUGGAUAAUCCAGAAUGUUGGCUAAGCAUAUGUUGGAUAAGUGAGACUCUACUGGUUGGUUCUCCUUUUUUCCUCCUGGAUUCAUGCAAAUAUCUAAACAACCACUAGGUAGCAAACUACAUGCAUUUUUCAUGGCCCUGAGAUUAAGUUAGGGUCCUGACCCCAUGUUAAGAAACUUUGGAGUAGAUGACCUCUGGGGUCCUUUGCCAAUUCAAUAAAGUUUCUGGCCCAACUUUACUGCGGGGGGUAAUCCUGUCUCUGCUUUCCAAAAUAAUCAAUGGCACUAGAUGCUCUAGGAUUCCUAAUCUCAAUUUGCUGUAGAGAAAGAAAGAGGACAGG
Messenger RNA from Anolis carolinensis (green anole), 15458 nucleotides. RefSeq names its product golgi transport 1B (gene golt1b). Gene Ontology annotation, biological process: endoplasmic reticulum to Golgi vesicle-mediated transport; retrograde transport, endosome to Golgi. Gene Ontology annotation, cellular component: endoplasmic reticulum; membrane. The record is from RefSeq and is a predicted model, not a curated record. NCBI's taxonomy places the organism in Eukaryota, Metazoa, Chordata, Lepidosauria, Squamata, Anolidae. The transcript is spliced from 2 exons. The coding region runs from base 11018 to 13834 and encodes 938 amino acids.